UUCAUUUUCUACCGCUGUGCUCCUACGAACGAGCAUCCUUCCUGCGUGCCCUAUUGAUUCACGACUAUGCUGCCACGAUGAUACAAUUAAAGACGCUCCUCAAUUGCAUCGACAAUUCCGGAGCAGCCAUCGUAGAAUGCGUUGCGGUCAUGAGAAAAAAGACCCAACAUGCGAGAAUAGGCGACCGGAUCAUUGUCGUCGUUCAAAAGCAGAGAUCCUUCGGCCCCGAAACACCCGGCGGAUCGAGUGUCGGUAUUGCCAACAAAGUGCGACGAGGUGAUAUACGGCAUGCGGUGGUAGUCCGAGCCAGAAAGGAGGGACUGAGAAAAGAUGGCAGCUUGAUUAGAUUUGACGACAAUGCCUGCGUCCUCAUCAACAGAAAUGGAGAUCCCAUCGGCACACGAUUAUCGAGCAUGGUGGGAGCGGAAUUGCGAGACAAGAAGUGGUCAAAGAUCCUGUCACUGGCCCCAAUGCACAUAUAAGGACGAGGGACACAGGUUGGAUUAUCGCAUGUACAAAGAUCAAUCGAAGAGCUGUCAAGAUACCCUGUAUAGUGACGAAAAAAAUUGUAUGAACAUGACAAAUCA
Exophiala xenobiotica is the source of this 587-nucleotide messenger RNA. RefSeq names its product ribosomal protein L14. Gene Ontology annotation, cellular component: ribosome; mitochondrial large ribosomal subunit. The record is from RefSeq and is a predicted model, not a curated record. The transcript is spliced from 3 exons. Gene Ontology annotation, molecular function: large ribosomal subunit rRNA binding; structural constituent of ribosome. Lineage: Eukaryota; Fungi; Ascomycota; Eurotiomycetes; Chaetothyriales; Herpotrichiellaceae. Gene Ontology annotation, biological process: translation. Bases 78 to 482 code for a protein of 134 amino acids.